AUGCUAGAACAACUCCAUGACAAUCAUCCAGGAAUUGUUAAGAUGAAAUCGUUAGCGAGAAUGCAUAUGUGGCGGUUAAACGUAGAUACUGACAUAGAGUGUAAAGUGAAAAACUGUGUUCCGUGUCAACAGAAUAGGAGUCCAAUGGCUAAAACACCUCCAAAUCCAUGGAGAUGUCCUGGCAAACCUUGGCAACGUAUUCAUAUAGACUAUGCUGGGCCGUUCAUGAACAAAAUGUAUUUAAUUGUUGUUGAUGCUCAUUCAAAAUGGCUGGAAGUGAUCACAAUGGCUUCUACAACCUCUGAAAGUACUAUAAACGCUUUGCGGUAUUUGUUUUCAUCAUACGGAUUAGUGGAAGAAAUUGUGUCAGACAACGGUCCACAAUUUGUGUCGGCUGAAUUUCAGAACUUUGUCAAAAUGAAUGGUAUCAAACACAUUCGUUCCGCUGCAUAUCAUCCUAGCUCUAAUGGUGAAGCAGAACGAGCAGUACGUACAUUCAAGACUGCGUUAAAAACUAUGAGCAGUGAACCUGGAACAGUAAACCAGAAGGUUUCGCGAUUCUUGUUGUCGUAUCGUUCGACUCCACAUUCUACAACACAAGUUUCACCUGCUGAAUUGUUCCUAGGACGACGUGUUAGAACACGCCUAGAUAUCAUGCGUCCAGAUCUUAGUAAUAAAAUUCAGAAAAAGACUACUCCCAAGGAAUCUCAAAUUCGUACGUUUCAGGAGGGUGAUAGUGUUUGGAUCCGUGACUACCGGCAGUCGACAGAGAAAUGGGUUGAUGGAAUUAUUGUCCAUCAGCUUGGUCCAGUCACUUACAAGGUCAAGGUCGGUGAUCUGAUUUGGAAACGACAUGUAGAUCAGAUACGUAUGCGAGAACCAGAUGUUAUUGUGGAUAAUCAGUGUUCGGUUCCAAUGGUGACUUCAAUUUACCAAUACCACUAA
Mercenaria mercenaria is the source of this 945-nucleotide messenger RNA. RefSeq lists its product as uncharacterized. The record is from RefSeq and is a predicted model, not a curated record. Gene Ontology annotation, molecular function: nucleic acid binding. NCBI's taxonomy places the organism in Eukaryota, Metazoa, Mollusca, Bivalvia, Venerida, Veneridae. The coding region runs from base 1 to 945 and encodes 314 amino acids. Gene Ontology annotation, biological process: DNA integration. The transcript has a single exon.